Molecule: messenger RNA, 3831 nt
Organism: Cyclospora cayetanensis
Lineage: Eukaryota; Apicomplexa; Conoidasida; Eucoccidiorida; Eimeriidae
Product: formin-like protein 5
Exons: 12
Coding region: 1-3831 (1276 amino acids)
Source: RefSeq, a predicted model, not a curated record
AUGGUCUCUUCCAGCCCUGCAAGUUUCGGAUUCUGUGCCCCUCUUUGUGCUGCUGCCUCCGACGCUGCAGCAGCAGCACCAACGCCACCAGUUACGAAUCCUAAGGGACUUGCCUCCUCAGACUCUGGGAACGCAGCAGCGAUCCCAGGGCGUGCAGCCACUCCUGCAGGGUGCAGCGAGCCAGCGAACAGCGGCGCCGAUACCCGCAGCGGCCCCCAGGAAGAUCUCCCGUCGGAAGCGUCAGCAGUCGCUCAGGGGCAACUUGCGCCAACAGGGGUGGCAGAGGCAGCACCGGCCACAGGGGCCCCUCUGCCUCCAUCCCCCGGAUCAGCCACUGCUGCAGACACCCCAGGAGUUGGCCUUCAGCUACUUGGAAAGGAGCCUCCUGGACGUUCGCCGGGGUCAGAGGCAGCUGGGGGGCCCUCCAAGGCGCCACUUCCGGGGGCCUGUGCUGGGACUGUUGCCUCAUCGACGGCAGUCCCUAAGGGCAAGGCCCCAGGGCUGCCUCCUGGCUACGCAAGGGCAGGGGCCCCCCCUGGUGCAGGCAAGGCACCGGGGCCCCCCCCUGGAGCAGGCAAGGCACCGGGGCCCCCUCCUGGAGCAGGCAAGGCACCGGGGCCCCCUCCUGGAGCAGGCAAGGCACCGGGGCCCCCCCCUGGAGCAGGCAAGGCACCAGGGCUUCCUCCAGGACGGGGCAAGGCCCCCCCCCCACCUGGGGGUAAGGGGCCUCCUCCCCGGGGGCCCCCUCCACCAGGGAAGAAAGGCGGGCCCUUGGCCAAGUCUCGCCUGGGUGCAAAAGCAACCGGUCCGGUGUAUGUCCUUCCUGAAGAGCAUCUGCCAAUUCCCCCAGAGGGCCUCACAGCAGUAACAAGGCUCCAAUGGACGCUGCUCAAAAGUGAACAGCUGACGGGGACCUUAUUUGAUGGUCUGCUGGAUCGAUACGACAGCAAAAACCUAGGUGCCUCUUCAGGAAGUGGCAAUUUUGAAGGCGUGCCUUUAACAAGAAGAUCUAUGAGUUUGGACAGCCCAACUUCAGCGGUUCCUUGCAGUGAGCCUCCCACCCCGGGUGGCCCUGGAGGCAGUGGACUUUCUGUAGGCUGCUUGUCUCCUCCGUGCAUAGACUCUCUCGGUCCUCACAGGCAGCCAACGAAUCCAGGCCUCAUGCGCCGUGCAACCUUCCAUUACAAUGUGGACUACGGGAGAGUUUUCUCCCUUUUCUACAAGGAGGUGGAGAGCCAGCAGGAAGGCGCGAAGAAGGCCCUUGAAGACGGGGGAGGCCCUGGGGGAUCCUCUGGAAAGACGAAGAAAGGCGUCCUGGAUGCAAAGUCCAGCCAAAAUGUGGAGAUCUGUUUGAAGAAAUACAAAAUGACGACAGAGGCGGACUUCAGGAAGCUCGCCAGUCAGUUUCAAGAUCCCGAGCAGUUAUCGAUUGAUACGACCCUGGUGCAGAACCUCGUGCAGUACUGGCCAGAGGCAGAUGCCGUGGAAGCUUUCAAAGCCAAGACUCAGGAAGAGGCCCUUCAGAUGCCUACCGCAGAUAAACUUUUCUUCUUCCUCAUCAAGGAUGUGCCUCUGUGCUGCGAUCGACUCAAGUUUUACCUCGAGCUCGGCAACUGUGUCAAUCGAGGAAAAAAAGAAGCUCUUGGAUUCAAGCUAAAGGACUUUGUGGCACAGCUCAGUGCCUGCACCAGCAAAGACCGGUCCACCAACCUCUUCAAGCUCUUAGUUGAGACCGUUUGCCAGCAGAACGAGGCUGUGUGCGAUGAGCUCAGGGCUCUGCAGAUAGUAGAUGCCGCUAAGGGAACGGACGUUGCUGAGUUGGUGAACUUGUCCUCCAUAGAGUCGCGUCUCAGUUUCUGGUCGAAAAUUAUUGCCCAAAAGAAGGAUCAGCUGGGGCCUGCAGCAGAUUCCAUGCAUCGAUGGGUGCAAGCCAGCGAAAGCCGAUUGCAUGCACUCAAGGAAAUGGUAGCGGAUAACGAGAAGCGUCAAGAGGAGUUUCGUGUUUUUUUGGGCCUUUCAAAGCACGACUGCGUCUGGCCAGAGCCUCUCCGCUGGUUUGGUCAUUUCUACUCUCAGUUUGAUCAAGUUGCUCGAGAUCUUCGGGAUGCGAAGGAGAAGGAGGCAGCAAGACGCGAAAGAGAAAUGAAGAAGCAGCAGCAGAUCUCCACGCCAACAACAGCAUCGCGUUCGCUUACGGGUCUCAAGCAGGUGCCUUCUAUGCGCUGGUCUUCAGAGGCGAACCUCUCAGCAUCAGCCACUUUCGGCGGGCAGGGCGUAACCCCCAAAGCGACGCAGUCCCCCACUCCGCCUCCCGACUGCUCGACAACGAAACGCUCCUUAGGAGUGCCUGCUGCAGCACCUGCGCCUGCAGACGACCCCAAGAAAGUCUCUUCAGGGGGCGCUACCUCUCCGGAGCCGCCUCAGGGGCCUCCUACGUCGCUCCCUAAGACUUCGAGCUCCCCGCAGCUAGAAAAGAAAGAGGCAUCCGCCGCAACGCAAGCAGCGCCGCGGGAUGAAGAAGUCGACGAGGAUGCUUCGCGUGAUUCAAACGAACCGCGACAGCCACAACAACAGCAAGCAGCCACAAUGGCGUGGCUUCUCGCGCGCACUCCUGGUCGGCGGCCUUCCGGGGCUGUGUCGCUGCAGCAGCAGCAGCGCCUGAAUGCGGCGGCAGGUGCCACUGCUGCUGCAGAUUCCGCGAAUGCAGCGGCAGGGGCAGCUGGAUCCACGGGAAGCAGGCAAGGGGAUGCUUCUUUGCUAGCAGCCCCCCCACCUCGGCCAGCCGAGUCGGAAGAAUCGGGGGAUGCUUCUCCAAGGGGAAGCCCGGGAGUUGAGGGGAGGGCUCGACAUCCGCUUUUCUUCGCGCCUGGCUCCUUCAGCAGCGGGAGCAGCGACGACUUCUCAAUGGAAACGCUGCGCCACAGACUAAGCCAGCAGGAAUUAGUGGAAAUCAGUGCAGGAGCAACUGCAGCAGGGAAGGCGACAGAAGAAGGCGCGACGGAGGAUAAGAAGGUGCCUGUGCAGCCUUCUUGCGCGAGAGGCACCGGCGUGCCUAUUAGAGCAGCAGAAGCAGCAGCAGGUGACGCCAUAGGGUGUCGUCCAGAGCGCCCCACUCUUCGGCGGUCCGAAGCCUUGCCUCUCAUUUGCAGUGGUGGUAGCGAAGCCGAGAGCUCCUCGGGAGAAGGCGAUCCCCGCAGCUGCUCCCGUGGCCAGUCUGCGGCCUUCGUUGCUGUUGGCACUGGAGCAGCGCCAGGAGCAGCAGCACCAGGGAAGCCUGAGGAGGGCGGCUCUCCUGUAGCCCUCAGUAGGGGUGGAAACUCUCGAGAACGUGGGCUUGGGGUGGCGGACUGCCGCUCACCAGACGCUGGACGGAGCCUUGCUGCAGUGGAAAGUGCAUCUUCUUCAACAGCAAGAGGAGCAGAAGGAGCAGACUGUGGGAGCGCCACGCGGGGGCCUCCUGCUCCCCCUCGCGGUGCCCUUCGUGGCGGCGGCCCCCAUGGGAAAGCUGUGGUGAAGCUGCGGGGUCGCGUGACGGGUGGCAGAGAAGACAGUAGUGAGCGAGAGCCAACGAAUCCUUACAUAGCAGAUAACAGCUGGCUGCACGGGGGAAGCUCCCACCUAGGGGGGCCUCGCACGGAGAGGGGGGGGGGGCCUCAGGGGGCUGUCUCCCCCAGACGGUUGCUGCAACGGAAAGGUAGAACCGCUGCGAGCCCCCAAAAUGACCUUCUGUUCGCUAGGGUUGUGGCGCAGCGGAGCCAGCAACAACAGCAACAGAGAGAGCAGCAGUAUAAGCAGCAGCAGCAGAUCGCGCCACAUCCUGUCCAGAAGUAG